This is a messenger RNA of Anopheles nili, 1803 nucleotides long. RefSeq names its product brahma-associated protein of 60 kDa-like. The transcript is spliced from 3 exons. The coding region runs from base 1 to 1518 and encodes 505 amino acids. The record is from RefSeq and is a predicted model, not a curated record. Gene Ontology annotation, cellular component: SWI/SNF complex; nucleus. Gene Ontology annotation, biological process: regulation of transcription by RNA polymerase II. NCBI's taxonomy places the organism in Eukaryota, Metazoa, Arthropoda, Insecta, Diptera, Culicidae.
AUGGCGCAACGUUUCCCCCCGGCCGGUGGGCCUCCGCAGCGUUACGGUUCACCCGGUGUAAAUCUUCCCGUAAUGCGUCAGUACGGUCCAGCGAGCAGUUUCGGGCCUCGAGGUUACGCACCUCCCUCUCCGAUGGGCGUUCCGUCACCCCAGACACAACCGCUGCACCAGCGUCCUAUGCAGGUUGGCUUUCAAGGAGCCGGAAUGCGAGGAUCCCCCAUGCCGGGUAGCUCGAGUGGAGGAGGCAAACGAGGAGCAUCUGACCGAAAUGCAGCUCACGCAAAGCACGCCGAGUACCAGGCGAAGAAGAAGAAAAAGCUCGCCGACAAGAUCCUGCCGCAAAAGGUGCGCGAUCUGGUGCCUGAAUCGCAGGCAUACAUGGAUCUGCUGGCAUUCGAGCGCAAGCUGGACUCAACCAUCAUGCGCAAGCGGCUCGACAUCCAGGAAGCGCUUAAGCGCCCAAUGAAGCAGAAGCGCAAGCUGCGUAUCUUUAUCUCGAACACGUUCUACCCAGGAAGAGACGCGUCCGAGGGCGGUCCAUCCGGGAUGGAUCCGUGCCAACCGAUGGCCGGUGACGGGUUGGUCGCCUCGUGGGAGCUGCGUGUCGAGGGCCGACUGCUGGAGGACACCAGCAAGGUGGAACCGAGCAAGAUGAAGCGCAAAUUCAGCAGCUUCUUCAAAUCGCUCGUCAUCGAGCUGGACAAAGAACUAUACGGGCCGGACAACUAUCUGGUCGAGUGGCACCGAACCCACACGACACAGGAAACGGACGGGUUCCAGGUGAAGCGAACGGGUGACCGGAACGUUCGCUGCACCAUUUUGCUGCUGCUCGACUACCAGCCGCUGCAGUUUAAGCUGGAUCCGCGCCUAGCCCGAUUGCUGGGUGUGCACACGCAAACGCGCCCCGUCAUCAUAUCGGCGCUAUGGCAGUACAUCAAGACGCACCGGCUGCAGGACGCGCACGAACGCGAGUACAUCGCAUGCGACAAGUACCUUGAGCAGAUCUUUGGCUGCCAGCGGAUGAAGUUCGCUGAAAUCCCGCAGAGGUUGAACCCGCUGCUGCACCCGCCAGAUCCGAUCGUGAUUAACCACGUUAUUACGGUCGAGGGCAGCCAGGAUGGUAAGCAGACCGCCUGCUACGAUAUCGACGUCGAGGUGGACGAUUCGCUCAAGAACCAGAUGAGCAGCUUCCUGAUGAGCACGUCGAGCCAGCAGGAGAUCCAGACGCUCGACAGCAAGAUCCACGACACGGUUGAGACAAUCAACCAGCUGAAGACAAACCGGGAGUUUUUCCUCAGCUUCGCCAAGGAUCCGCACACGUUCAUCCACAAGUGGAUCGUUUCGCAGAAGCGCGAUCUGAAGGUGAUGACGGACGUGGUCGGGAAUCCGGAAGAGGAACGCCGGGCCGAGUUCUACUACCAACCGUGGACAAAGGAGGCCGUCUCGCGUUACUUCUUCACGAAGGUCAAUCAAAAGCGGGCGGAACUCGAGCAAGCGCUUGGCAUCCGGAACUCGUAGGACGGAAUCAGAGCUGAGGUGCCAUGGCGCGUAUUUUAGAGUAAUGCGAUUUAUCUUUAUAUAUACACACCUGACUAAUUCCGCUUUCGAUAGUAACAGGAUGGAACCAACAUCGUACAAAACUCACGUGUGCCGGUAAUUAGAAUCAAAUGCGACGAGGGUAGAAGUAUAGUAUGAGUGUAUACACAAAAUUAACCAUAAAAUAUAUGAACUCUGUAUACGAUUGUACUUUGAGCGUAAUUAAUCAGCCAUGUUUUGGGUUCAUGUAAUGGUCGUCUAUUUUUC